AUGGAUCGUCUUCCCGAUCCCGCGGUGCAGCACUCGACUGCCACCCCCAGUCCUUCAGCGCUACCAAGCUAUGCAGGGGUGCAUUGUGCCUUGAUGAGAUCUGAGUUACUGGAGCGGCUGCGGGUUUGCGCAGCUCUAGACAGAAGAUUCUUCAAGGCCUGGUUCGAUGAACUUGACAUUGAACGCUGCAGCAACUUCAGCAAUGUUGUAGGAGUGAGCAGUGACCUGUGCGUUCAAACAGAGUGGAACGAGGGCCUUCAUACUCACGACCGUUCAUGUCAGGAGGCCGACGAGGCUGCAUCUCACAGGAUUUCUUUUGAACUGCAAGAUCUUGAAGAAAGAGAAAGAAGACUGACCGAGCAUGCAAAGGCCAUAAAUCGUCAAUACGAAGACUUAAUGGCAGAAUUGACCGAACCGGCGCAUAACGGUGCUGUUCGUGUUUCUGGUUGCCCUGUCCCACCCGACCAUCAGGCGAGGGGAAUGCGACGUCUUCCCCGUAUUGCAAUGGUCAUUUCUGCAAAGGAAGAAGAGCAAAAAAGCCACUUGUAUCACCUACGGCAUUGGAACGUCAACAUCAGUGGUGUGAAUAUUCCGAGCCUUCCUGGUCUCCUUCUCGAGUUGCCUGCAGAUGAGGACGUGUGA
Eimeria acervulina is the source of this 642-nucleotide messenger RNA. RefSeq lists its product as hypothetical. The record is from RefSeq and is a predicted model, not a curated record. NCBI's taxonomy places the organism in Eukaryota, Apicomplexa, Conoidasida, Eucoccidiorida, Eimeriidae. Bases 1 to 642 code for a protein of 213 amino acids. The transcript has a single exon.